Molecule: messenger RNA, 4234 nt
Organism: Culicoides brevitarsis
Lineage: Eukaryota; Metazoa; Arthropoda; Insecta; Diptera; Ceratopogonidae
Product: microtubule-associated protein futsch-like
Exons: 2
Source: RefSeq, a predicted model, not a curated record
AUGCCGUUGUACACCGACAUGUAUUACGGGUACCUGGGCGCGGCGCCAAGUGUCUCAAAUCCUUACAGCGUCUCGCUUCCCAGCUCUCAUUUCGGCUCGACGCCCAUCUCCUCACGUUUAGGCUCUUCAUCGUACGCCCGAACAGCCCACAAUUUCUACCCGCCGAGCGCCUUAACGAGUCUCAGUAGUUACUCCGCGAGUCGCUACAUCCCCAAAUUGACGCCGAUUUCCGAGUCGCUUGGAAAUGCGCGACUCGCAAACCGCUCGCAUCACAUACGGCGCACCGCUGAACCGCGUCCCAUAACCAUAAACACAUCCGACAUCGAUGUCUCGGCGAGCAAAUAUCACGGAAAACGUCGUCCGAGUCACGAUGAAACGACGGAAGAACCGUCGGAGACACGACAACAAGGCGCGGAUAUCGGAGAACGUCAAAUGCGCGGAACAAUCAGUCGAAAUCGAAAAGUUGUGCGUUUGAAUACAAUUCGAAAGGCUAAAAGUCGCAGUCAGAGCGUUGAACGUUCAAGUUCAAAGAAAAAAUCGAACAAAGAUGAGAAUCCAAAGUCUCCGACAUUACAAUCAGAAGGUGCUCCGUUAAGUCCCUCGUCAUGGCGCGAAAAAAUCCCAUCCGAACUCUUGAGUUUGCCGAAGAAAACACAACCAGAAAAAUCUCCUGGUGAGUUAUUCAUGGAAAAAUUCAUCAUUCGACAUCCUGUUAGACCAUCAAAGGCGGAAAAGAUACCCGAUGAGUCACCAAAACCCGAUCCAGUGUUUGUUUUUCCGCCGCAAGCGACAAAAAAUCGCCGUACCUCGAUCACGUUACAAGGUUUGGAACAACUUCCGACCUUUUCAGACAUUUGCCAAGACAUUUCUUCGGAUAAAAUUGACGACGAUUUAAAUGCAGGCGCAUUACGACGUCGCGCUUCGCUCAUUCUCGACGAAGAACUCGAACUUUUCAAUAAUUUGCGGAAACAAGCGCCACAAACUGUUACUUGUGUGCUCGAAAAGGAAAUUGCGUCUGAUGAGGAAAUCGAUUCCGAGGGAAAUAAACUGAAAAAACCCAAACAAAAAGUCGCGGCGAAAGUCGACAUCACAAAUGCCACAAUAAGUGACAUCAAGGAAUUUGUCGAGUCGAUAAAAGAUGAAAUUGUUGACACAGCAAAGGCACCGAAAAUUAACGUUGUGCUCGAAGCAGUUGAAGAAAUUUCGCAUGUGCCGAUCAAGUUGCCGGGCAAACGGAAAAAAAUGAAGUCCCACGAGAAUUUGAGGGAGGUUUUGCAGAAAGAGCCCGAAGAACCGGUUAAAUUGCGGAAGAAAAGUGUCAUGCGGAAGUCCGUGACAAAAGCAAAAGAGGAAAAUCGAAAGUCUGACAUUGACUUUUGGGGCACAAUUGAUCGCAGCGAGACUCAAGAGUUUCAAAUACGCGCCGCAAAUGUAUGGCAACGCUUUCAAAGAUGCCCAAGUCAGGAAUGGGUGAUCGAUGUCGACGCAAAAAGCUCGAAAGAUGAGGCAGUGUCUUCGGAAAUGACGAAAAUUGAAGAAAAAUCAGAGGAAAAAUCAAACGUUGAACCAAAAUUAACAAGUUCUAAAAGUGCGGGCACUUUAGAAGAGAAAAAACAAGAAAAAUUAUUGGAAAAAGCAAAGACAAAAAGCAUGGAAACGACCAAAAAAGAGGAAAAAUUAAUACAAAAGACAAAAAUUGAACCAAAAUUAUCAAGUUCUAAAAGCGCUGGAACCGUAGAAGAGAGAAAACAAGAAAAAUCUGUAGAAAAAUCAAAAACGAUGAGCAACUUGGAGCAAAAAGUUGCGGAAACAAGUUAUACCGCAGCUCUCAUGAAGGAUCAAAAUGCAACUGAAACAACAAAAAAAGACGAAAAAGCUCUUAAAAAAUCAAAAAGUAACGAAAUUAGUGAAAAACUCAACGAAAAGCCUCUUAAACAAUCAAAAAGUAACAAAAUUAGUGAAAAGCUCAACGAAAAGCCCCUUAAACAAUCAAAAAGUGGAGAAGUUAGUAAAAAAAUUGACGAAAAAUUGCUCAAAAAAUCAAAAAGUAACGAAAUUAGUAAAAUGCUCAAAGAAAAAUCCCUCACAGAAUCAAAAAGUAGCGAAAUUAUUGAAAAAACUGACGAAAGAGCUCUUAAACAAUCAAAAAGUGCGGAAAUCAAUAAGAAACUCGAAGAAAAAUCAGAAAAUGAACCCAAAUCUCCUCCGCCAAAGAAAGAGAAACAUCCAAUCGCACUUUUAAAACAAAAACUCGAGGUACAAAGAGCUCGUAGCGAGGAACCGACAAAAGUUUUGAAGCUUCCCAAUGAAAAACCCACACCCAAAAGGGCAAUUUCCUGCGAAAAAGCCGAAAAAGAAGAAAAAACUGUGGAUGCACCAAAGAAAUAUCCCCUCGUGACAAAUUCAAAACCUGUUGUUGCUCAAAAUGCCGUUCAAAGUGUCGUCGAAGAAGAGGUAAAAGUUGAAAAAAUCAAACCGAAAUUGGGUUUGAGUAAAGUCAAGUCAGUGAAGGAUAUUUCGACGAAGCCAAAAAUCAUCAAAGAGGACUUUAACAUGGGCAAGACGAAACGCGCCAAGUCACAACCGCUCGAAAAGUUGUUGGAAACGUCGUCACCGGUCGACGACGACGUGCAUAAAAAACUACAAACUAGACCGACAUCAACGAAAAAACUAACGACCGAUGCAGCGACGACGAAAAAAGUAUGCGAUGCUGAGAUAAAAAUAGAAACUGGGAAAAAAGCCAAGUCACCUGAGACUGUUGUGGUGUGUGCGCACGCGAGUAAGAAAGAUGCUGCUACGGCUGCUGAUACGUUAUCGUCGUUAUCUGUCAAAAGUCCGCAAAUUGUCGUUGCGCGAGAUAGUGCAGAUAAAAGUAGUGCAGCCUUGCGGAAAGACACUCAUUUCGAGAAAGGCAAGGCAAUCGCCAUGACCAACGUGAAGGAUGCGGAACAGCAACAACAACAACAACAACAAACGUCGAUCGCAGCAGAAGGAACGGCAGCUGCCGGCAUCGAUGUGGUUGUGAAUAAUAAAAAUUGCGAUGCCGAUGAUGCAUCGAGCGUUGCCGUGAUAAAUUGCGAUGAUAAUAGUGCGAUGGCGAAAAGUGAAGCACAAGACAUUGGUACUAUUUUGGUCGACACACAAAAUGCUCUAGAGAAGUUUCCUACGUACGAUAACCUGACAGAGUUGGCAGUAGAGCGUGAUCAGUUGAACGAUCAACUUGAUAGCAAAGCUGAAAAAGCAGCAGAAGACGUAACAGAAGACAAUUGUACUCUACGUAGUUCAAAAGAGGCCGGUAAACCGCAUCUACUUGACGAAGACGAGGAGCAAGAAUUGCCGCAAGAAGAAGCAAAAAUCCCAGAAAUAAGUGAGUCAAAUACUGAAGAAACGUCUUUCAGCACUACCUCCGAUUGCAGUGCUACCGAAGAUUGGUCCUCAGAAGAAUCAGAAGACGAAAAGGAGAAACAACGGCUAAAGGCACGCGAAAAUCUCUUACUUUUACUCAGAAUGGCACGUAAUGACGAGACUCCCGUGACGCCCGCCAAACCUGCGGCGCCUCAGAAAAAGAUGAUCCUCGACUUGGACACGAUGAAAAAAUGCUAUGCCAAGGAGGAAAAAGCCGUCAUUACGCUCGUGGCAAAGCCGAAGCCCCUGUGGAAGUACGUGCGUCGCAAUAAGCCGCACAAACGCAGGAAUCGCAAAUUGCUGGAAAAGGCGAAGGAACUUGAGCGUCUCGAACGCGAACAAGCCGGCGAGACAUCAGAGCAUGGCGAUCCAACGGUAACGCAUUCAGACGAUUCGCAGGCGAGCGAUGCAAAUUCCAGUACAAAAAAUUCAAAAUCGAGUGCCAGCAGCGAUUACACUGAAUACUAUGACUUUUCAUUUCCAUACUACGUUAAAGACGAAGACAACAAUUUGCUUGUGAACAGUAGACUGAGUCAGAGAAGUAUCGAUUCCGGCAUUGGCGGGGGAUCAUCUGAAGCUUCAUCCAGCUUAAAGGAUCCUACUGAUUGUGAUGUAAGUUGCCAUAAGAAAUGCGAGAAACUUGCUGCCAAUUUGUGUGGAGUUAAUCAGAAAUUGAUUGUGGAGGCUCUGUCAUCGGUGGGUGCUUCGUUGAACAACAACAGCACAAAUAACGCGGAUGGAAGUAGCAACAACAACUCAUCAUCAUCAUCAUCGACCGCCCAAUUGUCAUAUCAGAAAAAUAGCUUAAUUCACGGUAUUAGUGACAUAG